AUGUAUUUAUUACUAACAAAGCUCUUACCCUUAUGCAUUUUUCCGCUGGUGACGUCACGCGCCAUCGUAGCUCCAACUCACUUAUUCCUGAGCCGAGUGGGCCCAUGCGCCGACUCGCCCAAGAUGGCGGUGAGAGUGUCCGAGCUGAGCAUCAUGCGCCGGUUCUACGACUUCAUACUGUCGGGACAACUGAAUAUUACUGGGAAUUUCAGUGAUGGCUGGGAUAUCAAGGCAACGAUGCAGAAGUGCCCAGACAUACGCAACACCGACACGUGCGACCACUACCGGUCCUUCACGGUCGUCUCCGGCGGCUGCAGCGGCGAGAGUUUGCCCGGCUUCGAUCUCUACAGCAUGUUCUUCCACUACCUGAGUCCCAAAAUGAGUUGCCCAAUAAAACCUGGGCAGUACCGCAUUGACAACUACCCGUUCUUCACUGAGGACAACUACCUGGCCGUGACGGAGGCUAAAAUAUCCACCAGUGUGUUCGGGUACACGGUGCGGCUAGACGGCUAUAGCGACUCAGAGCAGAUACUGUGCGUGGAGGCGUACCUGCGUCUGCUGUACCUGCGCGACCACAACUGGCUGGACCUGGAGGCCGCCGCCACCGACCCCCCGCCCACCGAGGAAGACGACUAG
This is a messenger RNA of Cydia fagiglandana, 636 nucleotides long. RefSeq lists its product as uncharacterized. NCBI's taxonomy places the organism in Eukaryota, Metazoa, Arthropoda, Insecta, Lepidoptera, Tortricidae. The coding region runs from base 1 to 636 and encodes 211 amino acids. The transcript has 4 exons. The record is from RefSeq and is a predicted model, not a curated record.